Molecule: messenger RNA, 3498 nt
Organism: Sebastes umbrosus (honeycomb rockfish)
Lineage: Eukaryota; Metazoa; Chordata; Actinopteri; Perciformes; Sebastidae
Gene: gpbp1l1
Product: GC-rich promoter binding protein 1-like 1
Exons: 12
Coding region: 1537-3030 (497 amino acids)
Biological process (GO): positive regulation of DNA-templated transcription; DNA-templated transcription
Cellular component (GO): nucleus
Molecular function (GO): RNA binding; DNA binding
Source: RefSeq, a predicted model, not a curated record
CUCCAUCGGAGGCUGUAUGUCGCUGAGGAGAAGGUUACACGGUAGAGAGUUAGCUGAGCUAGUUAGCACGCUGAUGAAUGUGCUGCUAACGUCGCCAUUUUGAACCCCUGUGUUGUUCCAGCAGAGAGCCAGCAGGUCCAGAGUGUUCCUGUGCAGAUACCAGUGAACCUUCAGCAAGAAAACAGAAACCUGCACUGCUGAAACUUCAUUAAAGAAGGGAAGGAAAGACCCACCGGACAAAUUUUGGACGCAUGCUGUUUUUCAACUGAGAAAAAGAUCGAUUGAGCUUUCUGGAGGAUUUUUUCUUUUUGGACGAGUUUGAUUGUUGUCGAAGGAUUCUUGCGCAUCAUAUGACAUGAAGACCUUUUGACUCGUGGAAAGAGUUUUGUUUAGCUUCUGAUCUCGCAUAUCUAUGAAAUCAGAGCUCUACACUACAUCUGCUUCAACCAGAAUACCGCACAUAAUUAAAUGGGCAUCUUACAAAUGUGAUAUUAAAACAUAUAAAGAUAAAAACGGCAUUAUAAUGCAUCCAGCAGCAUCUCUAUUUCACUAACCAAAACUUAAAAUGACGGCAAUGUAACAUAGGGUUUUACUUCCUUCAUUGUCAUGUGACUUUGAACCUUUUGAGCAUUAUUUUCUUCAAACUCGGACAGUCUUUUUCAUCAGUUUAAUGAGGUGAGCAGUGGUUGUCAGUGACCCCCGUUGCCAGUGAAAGACUGUCUCUGAACUCAUUUUUCUUUUCUGCGUGUGCUUUGGUAGAUCUUAAAAUGAUUCGGUAAAAGGUGAGUCGACGUCAAAGCAUACUGGCACGCAGUGUGUUAGGACAACACUUGUCUGUUUCUCCUCAUCUGGUGUCAAAGUGGAACUGCUACACAAACUGCUGUCCAUUUUCUUGGGCGAACAACUUUCACAGACUGCUUCCUUGUGUUGAUAAUAAGAAAACCUGGAUCUUCCUCUCCGUUGGGAUACAUCACCUGUCAAAUCAAUUCAUUUUGCCAUUCAGCUUUAAGUCCAAUCCAAGGUUUUGAGUGUUACUCCUGACAAUAAGAUCAAAUGAAUUGGUGAAGGAUUCAAUCUGCCUGGGGAAAAACUUUACCUGGACUGGAAACAGUAGCCUUCGAUUCAUCAGAGACGUGACCUCCACAGGAGCUGUUUGGGAAUCUGGUUCGAGAAGGAGAAUAGGUCCUUCAUAGACCUCCGUGCUUCUGCUUUAAGAAACCUACUUCCUGCUUGGCCAGUUCUCUGGAUUGCCAUUCCAGAUCAUUCCUGCGACCUUUUGACCCAUCUCCCAGUGUUUCACCCUGGACGAAGGGAUCUGCCUCUGGGGAAAGGGGCUGUGCUGUCCUGGAGGAGGUGGAGAGGGGGUCGUCGGUGUGCUGCUCCCUGUCUGUCACUCUGUGAUCAGCGCCAACAGGCCUGAGGAACCGAGCCCAGCCGGACCGCGAGAGGAGGCAGAGGACUUCAGAGCCACAGACUCUGGGAUCCUGGCCAUGAGGUUUGAUGCCUCGAUCCACUGACCGGAAACACUGGACCUAAAUGGCGCAGCAUGACUUUGUCCCUGCCUGGCUUAACUUCUCCACGCCCCAGCCUGCCAAGUCCCCUGCUGCCAACCUUGAGAAACAAGGUGAGCCCCACCACCACAGAGACGGCAGAACCACUGUGAGUCGCCGCCGCCACAACUCGUCUGAUGGCUUCUUUAACAACGGCUCCCUGCGCGCUCCAGCAGGUGACGGAUGGCAGCAGCCCUCUCUGCUUCUGAGGCAUGACUCGGUGGACUCGGGGGUGGCCAAAGGAGGGCAUGGCGGGCUGGCGGGGGGCUCCUGUUGGAAGGAAACACCCAGCUGGCAUGGAGCGCCGCGGGGUGCCCAGGACGGCCACCACCACCAGGGACGCCACCCAAAACGGGUAGGAGUCGACAGGGACAGGCAGGUGGGGCACCGGCAGCGCAACGGCAACUUUCAUCCCCGCAAGGGCACCUCGUACCAGGACAAGUUCCCCAACGAGGAACGCAAAGACGGCAAGGACGACAAGCUGAAGUUCGUGGAAGAGGACUUUCCUUCCCUCAACCCUGAAACAACUGGAAAGCCUGGGACUCAGAUGCGAGCAGUGGCCCCCCACGCUGGAGUGUGGGAAAACCCCCCUAGUGGCAAACAGAUGGUGUCCAAAAUGCUGGUUAUCAAGAAGGUUUCCAAGGAGGACGCCAGCACCGCCUUCUCUGCGGGGUUCGCCACUGCUGGCAUCUUGCCCACCAACGGCAGCAAAGUUCCCAUCACAGGCUCCAGCAUCUACAAGAACCUGGUCCCAAAGCCUGCUGUGGCCCCCACCAAGAGCACCCAGUGGAAAUCCGGUGGUAGAGAGAUCACUAAGUCUGGCCUUCACAUGCCGGGCCGAGAUUCAGUCUUCACCAGCCCCGUCUCUGCAGCCAAACCCAGCACCCCAGUCAGUGCACCACAGCACAACACCCCGAAAGAGCACCCUUCCAGCACGACUCCUCCCAUAGACAUCGCCCCGUCGAGGCUGAAGCUGAUGCGGCGUGGUCCGGACCGUAAGAGCGAGUUCCUGCGAGCGCUGAAGGACGAGGGCACUGGAGAGCUGACGACGAGCAGCAGCCCAGGAACAUCAGGAGAGGGUGAAAGCAGUACCCCAGAGCCCAAACCCUACAGCGAGGAAGUCUGCCACGAGAACGGUCUGUCCUACUCCCUCAGUGACUCAGACACCGAACACCUGUCCAGCUCCCUGGAGGCAGAGCACAGGUUGCUGAAGGCCAUGGGCUGGCAGGAGUACCCAGAAAAUGAUGACAACUUCCUGCCUCUGACGGAGGACGAGCUCAGAGAGUUCCAGACUAAAACUGAACAGCAGCUGAAGAGGAACGGCAUGCAGAGGAACGGGGCUCUCCCGAGGGCGCGGGGUGUCACCCUCCACUUCACCCCCUGGAGGAGUGUGGCGGAGGCGAAGGUCGAGGAGGGCUCCGAGUCCGAAACCAGUAGCAGCAGCCAGACCUCUGACGACGACGACUGCAUCAAAUCCUAACGUGGCUUUACGGAACAAAAAAACAAAAACACAAACAGCCAACACAACAUCCCAGCAAGCAAUCCCCCUCUUCCUCUCUCAUCUUUGUUUUUAGAGCACCAUUUUGAAUUUCUUUUUGUUUUGAUUUUUUUUUUUGUUGUCAUUCUUGCACAAGGGAAAAACCAAUCAUAUCCCAGUGAAGGGGGAGAUUCCUGCUCCGCCAGACGUCGUUUUCCCUGCGUUUCCUCCUUCACUGCAGUCCCUGCCCUCUUUGACCCCCCCACCCCCACUCCUCGCCCACCCUACCCUUCUUCCUUUUUCUUCCUCGCUUUGUGGAACUGACGUGUUCAUCAAGAAAAGAAGGGCAAUGAAUGCACACUUGAUUCUGCUUUAAACAGACUAACUCAUUUCAUUGAUGAUGCUGAUGACACAUUAUUAAUGAUAUUAAUAAAAAUUGGUUCCUGACAAGCUGAUAUGUUUCAAUAUGAA